Astyanax mexicanus (Mexican tetra) is the source of this 2831-nucleotide messenger RNA. RefSeq names its product salvador family WW domain containing protein 1 (gene sav1). The transcript is spliced from 5 exons. Gene Ontology annotation, biological process: apoptotic process; hippo signaling; regulation of cell population proliferation. Lineage: Eukaryota; Metazoa; Chordata; Actinopteri; Characiformes; Acestrorhamphidae. Gene Ontology annotation, molecular function: molecular adaptor activity; protein binding. The record is from RefSeq and is a predicted model, not a curated record. The coding region runs from base 593 to 1810 and encodes 405 amino acids.
GGGAACAGUCGCUGGGUGCUCCUGUGUGUCUGCGUGCGUCAGUUCUCCCACAAAGCCUUGCGGAGGAGCGGACUGGGACUGGGAGCGCUAGUGUUGCGCUAGCUAAUGAUAGGGGCUGGGUAAUUACGGAGCAACAGGCUAACUACACAACUACUGCGCAGCGUUCACUUCUAAACUUAUUCAGCAGCUUAAACUCCCUUACCCUCGGUCGGUAGAGCCCCUACACACUCGGGAAGACCGUGGCGCGGUGUGGAACCGCGUGUGGAGCUCUGUGUUGAGUCUGAAGUCUGCAGUUGGGAAAGUUUGAGCUGCGCUAGAGGUUAGCAGGCUAAUGGGCUGCUGCUCUGUUGUUGUCCGGAUGCGGAGCUAACUGACUAGCAGGCUAGGUCGCUAUGGGCUGCGGGGCGGUGUGAGGAACCAGCCGGAACCGCGGAGGAUCAGCUAGGUUAUCAACCCGUCAGUGGUGUGAAGAUGACCGCUGUAGCGUUAAUUCCUCAGGUCCAGGAACGACACGGAGGGACUGGUUCGCAGGAUGCCUUCCCCGCGGUUAUUUCACUACAGUAAAACCCGCCGCCGCCGCUGCUUCUGAGCGAUGCUCUCCAGAAAGAAAAGCAAGAGCGAAGCUUCUAAACCAGCAGAAGUUCAAGGGAAGUACGUGAAGAAGGAGACGUCCCCGCUGCUGAGGAAUCUUAUGCCCCCGUUCAUCCGUCAUGGCCCAACAAUCCCACGGCGAACUGAGGUGCCGUUGCCUGAUGCCCCUGCAGUACCUGGUGCAGGGGCAAAUGUGUACCCGCUGGGCUCAGCGGCGGAGGCAGGAGCACGAAAGAGUUUUCUCCGUAGUGCAGCCCCACGACCCCCCCACGAGGUCUCCCGCAGAGAGAGCCACCGUCUGUCUGCCCCUCCAUAUCUCCCUCGCUCUCUCUCUGACCUUCCCCACGACUACUCCUCUUCCUCGCCCUCCUUCGUCAGUGACGGUGGGCAGAUAACAGAGAACGGAGAUGGAGGUCGGUACUAUUAUGCCCCUGAGACUUACUAUGAGAAUCAGCCUCGUCGCACACGUAGGCCUGAGCAUUUCCACGAUGACUAUAGAUAUUACGAUCACAGUGAACUCAACUACAGGGUGCCUCCACAGCCCCAGACACCCCAGCCCCACAGCAGGCCACCUGCAGCUAUUGGGAGAAUGCAGGCGAAGUCUCUGGGUAACCUUACAAGUUUGAGUGCAGAGGAGACGGCCCUUCCACCAGGCUGGACAGUUGAUUGGACAAUCAGAGGCCGGAAGUAUUACAUCGAUCACAACACCAACACCACUCAUUGGAGUCACCCACUAGAGAGGGAGGGUCUCCCACCUGGCUGGGAGAGGGUGGAGUCAGCAGAGUUUGGAGUUUAUUAUGUUGACCAUAUCAACAAACGUGCCCAAUAUAGACACCCUUGUGCUCCCAGUGUUCCACGCUACGAUCAGCCCCCACCCCUUCCACCACCCAUCACUUACCAGCCCCGCCCACCAGAGCGGAAUCAGCCAGUGUUGGUACCAGCUAACCCCUACCACACUGCCGAGAUUCCAGACUGGCUGCAGGUCUACGCCAGAGCACCCUUAAAAUAUGACCACAUCCUAAAGUGGGAGCUGUUUCAGCUGAUGGAUCUGGAUACGUAUCAGGGCAUGCUGAAGCUGUUGUUCAUGAAAGAACUGGAGCGAAUUGUUAAAUCUUACGAGGCAUACCGGCAAGCACUGCUCACUGAACUCGAUAUCCGCAAACAGCGGCAGCAGUGGUACGCUCAGCACCCAACCAAAAACUUCCCUCAGAACAUGUGACCUGCAGCAGACGUAAAUGUACAUCGCCAAGCCUUAUUAUAAAUGACACCCUCUGCAGAAAUGUGUGCCUUAGCAGCAUGUUGUGUACUGUGUACUGCUGCCAAACAUGAAAUGCAUCAAUAUUCGCACUCAGAUAUCCUUCAAAUGCUGUGCUGUAUGGAGGUCACUUGGAGACUGUACAAGAAUCAGAUGCAGAACCAUACACAAAUCAACAGCAUAUGUAUACUGUAACCCUCGACAACAUGCUUCUGCCUGUAGCCUUACAGAUUUUAGCCAUUUUAUUGCUUCUUACUGAUUGAGAGAGUGGCUGAAAUCCUUCCUCUGUGGUGCCUGCCUGGAGUCAUUUUCCAGAAAACUCUAGUACAAAGACCACCAAAGAUGCAAUAAGCAAAAACUCUGAUUUUUUUCUAUUGUUAAGAUUACACUACAGUGCCUUCUCUGCAUUCUUCUUUACUAAUCUGAAUUAGCUUUUUUCUCUUUUACACUUUCAUUCAUACAUGCAUACAUACAGGCAGCUGACCUCUCUUCUCCUGUCUAAAGUGUCUUAUGGUAUAUUCCUCUAUGCCAGCGGUGGGCAAUUCUGGUACCGAAGGGGCCGAAUUCCUGCACAGUUCUGUGCUUUCCCUGUUCAAACUCGCCUGAUUCAACCCACCUGUUAAAGGUCAGGUUAUCAGGUCUGGUAUAGCAGGGAAAUCAGCAAGCUGUGCUUGCCCACCUGUGCACUGUGCUCUUCUGUUCAGCGUGUGUAGCCACUCAGCCUCUAGCCAAUGCUGUUCUGCCUGCAGCCAAUGGACAUUUUUUUAUAUAUAUGAUCUGACAAUGACAAUCCAGCAUGCUCUGUAUGUAGGAGGUUUGUACAUGUUGUUUUUUUGUUUAAGGAAUAUGUCUUUAUUUAAAGACUAAUUUCUUGGCCAGAAGCAUCACAUGUGGUGCAGGCAUUACUUUGAAAUAAUGAUCCAUCUUUAUAUUAUAUGAUAUCUAUUUUCUCUGUAUAAUGAAAUUAUAUAACAUAUAAAACAUA